GAUUCCUUAUUUCUAGUGUCAAAAAAAAAAAAAAUUUCCCAUCAAUAUUAUCAAAAGAAAACGUUUGCUUUUUUGAAAAGUUAAAAAUUCGGAAUAAAAGGAUUAUAGAAAGCAAUUUGACCCGCAUCCGUCCAACUGUCAUAAAUGUACACACAUUCUAUAUAGAUUGUGCGAUCUAUGCUCGGUGGGACGAGUAGUUUGAGAUAAGUGAUCGUCGCGAGCACAUACGGGAAAAUUGACAAUAAUUGUCGACGCUCUUCUACCUGAGGAGAUUGUCCAGCCUCUCCCUUUGAUCAAAGUUCAAAAGUCACAAUGGCUAAUCGGGGUACAGCCCAAAGGCCAAAUGGCACACAAGGCAAAAUUUGUCAGUUUAAAUUGGUAUUACUUGGUGAAUCAGCGGUGGGCAAAUCGAGCCUUGUUUUGAGGUUUGUCAAGGGACAAUUUCACGAAUAUCAAGAAAGUACAAUAGGUGCUGCAUUUUUAACACAAACAGUAUGUUUGGAUGACACGACUGUAAAAUUUGAGAUUUGGGAUACUGCCGGUCAGGAACGUUACCACAGUCUUGCACCAAUGUAUUAUCGUGGAGCGCAAGCAGCCAUUGUGGUAUAUGACAUAACAAAUCAGGACACAUUUGUACGAGCUACAACGUGGGUUAAAGAAUUGCAACGACAAGCCAGUCCAAGUAUAGUAAUAGCAUUAGCAGGAAAUAAAGCAGAUCUUGCGAAUAAGCGAGCUGUUGAAUUUGAUGAAGCUCAAACUUACGCUGAAGAGAAUGGACUUCUCUUUAUGGAAACAUCAGCAAAAACGGCGAUGAACGUAAACGAUAUAUUCUUAGCUAUUGCUAAAAAACUUCCAAAGAGCGAGCAAACAGGAAAUGCGAGUACAAGUGGACAAGGGCGCCGACUAGUCGAAACAGAAGGGCAGAAAGCAACUACCGGCAAUUGCUGCAAGUGAUUGACCAAAUCCGUACGUGUCCCAUAUAUUAUACUGGUAUCUAUUUUUAUAGUAGUUAAAUUUUAUGCUUCUUGAGAUCGACGAAGCGAAAUGAAAACAAGAAACAAGUCAUAAUACGAUAAAAAUGCGUAUUUUUCACGUGAAAAAAUCGUUUUAAAAAAGGGAUAUGUCAGGAAAAAAAAACCCAUGAUGUAGUUGCGCAUUUAUACCUCUCGGAAUUUUUUUUUUUUUUUUUGAAAAGUCGAUCGCAAAUUUUGAAAUACUUUUUUAUAUAUAUUGCAAAGAAAUAGGAAUGACGAAACAAACAAAAAAAUCCAGCGGUCGGGAAAAAUCAUUAAAAAAAAAAGAAAGAAACCUAUGUGAAAAUCUAUUGUUCACACAAGUAUUCUCGUUUCAAUUGCGAAAAAAAAUCCUUUUCGUGUAAUUUGUGUAUCGUAUAUGGUGUUUUGAUAGAAUUUCGAGGAUUAUGCUCAUCUCGAUGAUGCUAAUUGUUGUACAGCGUAAUUAAUUUUAUGCAAUAUGAUAUUUAAUAAUAUAGAUUUUAUAAACGGCAGGCCACAUUAUGGCUUCUCUACAUACUAACGUUAUACAAGGAAAAAAGAAAAUCAUACAUUAUAUAGUUAAAGAAGAAAAAAAAGGAAAUUCGUUACAUAAUUUAAAAAAAAGUAAAUAGAAAAAAAGAGAGAGAUUUAAACGAAAGAACAUAUCUCUUCGUUAAUUCGUUAAAUGUCACGCCACUUGUGUGUGACAACGAACAAUGUCUAUAUAGCAUUAUUCAAUAUUAAAUGGAAUGCGUUUUUGAAAAAAAAAAAAUAGCUAAAUUUUUAACAAAUUAAAUUUUAACGUCAGUAUGUUAUUAUUAAGUGAUAACAAGAUUUUCAUUUUUUUUCACUUUCAAUAUUGCAGACUUAUCUUAUUGCAUUCCUUGUGAUAUAUUUUUUGCAAUGUUACGUUUUACGAUUUUUCUUUUUUACAAAAAUAAAGCAGGUGCAGGUGAGUCAGCAUUGAAAAAUCGAAUUAAAGACAAAAUUCGGGUGUAAAUGACGCCCCUAGAAAAAAGAAAAUCUUGUUUGCAAUUUUUUUCUAUUUUAAUUCUGAAAAUGAACAUUUUUCAAAUAAAUUGAAAAAUGAACAUUUUUGAAAGUUGAAAAAUGGAUUUUUUUUUAAAGCUGACAGAAAGGGUCUUUGUUAUUUUCUUACUAGUUUAUUGUUUAUCGCUUUUUAGAUAUUUUAAAGUGACACUGCUAGAUUUAUAAUAAUGACUUUAAAAAAAAGAAACAUUUUUUUUUCUUUCACAAUUUUUAAAUGACUCACCUCGUAUUUUCUAUAAGUUGAAAGCACGCUUGCAAGAGAAAAUUUUCAUGCAUGCAAAUUUAAAAAAAAUAAAAAAGAAUUUGUGUACCACGAAAGAGGUAUAAUUUCUUAAUUUAGAGACUGUCGUAAUUUAAACGUCGAUUGUAUUUAUACAGGGAGGAUUUUAAUCUAUACUAAAGACAAUUAAAAUGAAUUUUAGACUACAGUAAAAUUUAGUCCAACUUCAUUAACUCUGUUUUUCUUUUGUCUCCUCUUUUUUUUGUACACCACAUAAAAAAGUGACUUCUUUAAACAAAAAAAGAAAAGAAGAAAAAAAAUACAGUGUACAGUGGAAAUUUUUAUCACUUUGUACCUCUUCCUUUGUAGAUGGCUAAAAGAGAAAAUGAUUAAAUUUUAUUUCUAUCGA
Messenger RNA from Leptopilina boulardi, 2674 nucleotides. It is a transcript of the gene Rab5, whose product is annotated as ras-related protein Rab-5C. Gene Ontology annotation, molecular function: GTP binding; GTPase activity. Bases 313 to 954 code for a protein of 213 amino acids. Lineage: Eukaryota; Metazoa; Arthropoda; Insecta; Hymenoptera; Figitidae. The transcript has 5 exons. The record is from RefSeq and is a predicted model, not a curated record.